AUGUCCCAACAGCAAUUACCAGCGCAGCAGCAAUCUUACACUAUUUGGUCACCUCAGGAUACUGUUAGGGACGUUGCAGAGUCUUUGGGUAUCACUAAUGUUAGUGAUGAUGUUCUGAGGUCUUUAGCAAUGGACGUUGAAUACCGUAUAUUGGAGAUUAUUGAGCAGGCAGUGAAGUUCAAACGGCAUAGUAAACGAGAUGUUUUGACUACGGAUGAUAUAGCAAGAGCUUUGAGAGUGUUAAAUGUCGAACCUUUGUAUGGAUAUGAGGAUAAUUCAACUCGUGAUAAGGAAGUUUCUUUCAGUAAGGUUACUGGACAAGGUGGUCAGACAAUGUACUAUUUAGAUGAUGAAGAAAUCGACUUUGAUAAAUUGAUUAAUGAACCUUUACCACAUGUUCCAAGGUUGCCUACUUUCACUACACAUUGGCUGGCAGUUGAAGGUGUGCAGCCAGCCAUACCUCAGAAUCCAAACUUAAAUGAUCUAAGGAUGACACAAUUGCCUUUAACAAGAGGAGCUAUCGUUACAGCACUAAAUGAUACGUCGAUCCAGACUUCAGUUUCUGAAGAGAAGUCUGAACAUGUCUCACAGGUCAAGCCAGGACAGACUAACGAAACCAAACCUCUAGUCAAGCAUGUUCUUUCUAAAGAACUGCAGAUUUACUUUAACAAAGUUGUUAGUGCAUUAACUUCUAAAGAUCAAAAUUUAAAUGCCCAACACAUGAAGGCUGCCGCAUUGACAUCGUUAAAAUCAGAUACUGGUUUGCACCAGCUUAUUCCAUAUUUUAUUCAAUUUAUCGCCGAGCAAAUUACUCAUAAUUUAUCAGAUUUGGAUCUACUAACUACCAUGUUAGAGAUGAUAUACUCUUUAUUGAGUAAGCAGUCAGUCUUUCUUGAUCCAUAUAUUCAUUCUCUGAUGCCGUCAAUUCUAACACUCUUACUUGCCAAAAAAUUAGGUGGCGCACCAUCGUCAACUUCUUCUGAGGAUGAGCAGGACUUUUUGGAAAAGACAAAUGCAUUACGUGAUUUUGCAAGCACUCUUCUGGACCACGUUUUGCAGAAAUUCCCACAGGUCUAUAAAUCAUUAAAACCAAGGGUUACCAGAACACUAUUAAAAACCUUUUUGGAUUCGAACCGAUCAUUCGGCACUUAUUAUGGAUGUAUUCGUGGUGUUUGUGUAUUGGGUAAUGAAACCAUAAGAUUCUUUUUGGGUAACUUACAAAAUUGGGCUAAACUAGUGUUCGAAGAAAGCACAUCUUCUCUUGACGAUAUUCAGAUUAAAGAGACUUCAAAAAUUUCUAAGAAGGAAGUUCAACUGCUAGCUGACGUUAUAGUGAAUGCUUUGGCCCUUCUUACUUCAGAUUUACCUGAGAAUUACAAGCCUGUGAGUAACAAUAUAAAUGAAGAAGACAAGGCUAAAUUGGUAGAUAGAGUUGGCGUCACUAUCACAAGUUGUUUAUUGAAUAGAAAGGACGCAAAACUACUAAUGGAUGCUAUCUUUUUCGGAGAGGUUUGA
Eremothecium cymbalariae DBVPG#7215 is the source of this 1515-nucleotide messenger RNA. It is a transcript of the gene TAF6, whose product is annotated as TATA-binding protein-associated factor TAF6. Lineage: Eukaryota; Fungi; Ascomycota; Saccharomycetes; Saccharomycetales; Saccharomycetaceae. Bases 1 to 1515 code for a protein of 504 amino acids. The record is from RefSeq and is a predicted model, not a curated record. Gene Ontology annotation, molecular function: transcription coactivator activity; RNA polymerase II general transcription initiation factor activity; protein heterodimerization activity. The transcript has a single exon. Gene Ontology annotation, biological process: transcription initiation at RNA polymerase II promoter; RNA polymerase II preinitiation complex assembly. Gene Ontology annotation, cellular component: transcription factor TFIID complex; SLIK (SAGA-like) complex; SAGA complex.